AUGGCUGACAUCGCGUUCGCAACUCCAUCCCCUUUGGCAAAGCUCAGCUUCACGCCCAUCAUCAAGGACGACCUAAAGCCAGCAACUCCAGCUAAAUCCGAAAUAUUUAACCCGGACAAGCAUCUUGCAUUCGUCAACGAUCCCAAGAAGCUGUCUCUCAAAGAUAUUUCGCUGCCCGAGGACAUCGGAAUCUCCCCAGUUGCCUGCUCGGAGCCGUUCCCUCUCUUCACUGAAGAGGCCAUCCAGCACAUGAGGCAAGAGAUCUUCACAACCGAGGUCUGGGAAAACUGCCUGCACAGCACCAGAUUCGCGCCCUGUCAGCUGCGUGGCCACUGUCCAAAGUAUGCGCCUUUUAUGAACCAGGCGUGGAACGAUUCAAAGACUCUGGCUGUCAUUUCGCAGGUCGCCGGGGUGGAUCUCAUCCCCAAUAUUCAGUACGAAGUCGGCAAUAUCAACAUAUCCGUUCAGAGCAAAUCCAGCGACCAGGAGAAGGCUCAAGCGAAGGCUGGGGACAACACUUCCGUGACCAAGUGGCAUUACGAUGCCUUUCCUUUCGUGUGCGUUGUCAUGAUGAGUGAUGCGACGAACAUGGUAGGCGGGGAAACAGCUAUCAAGACAGGAACGGGAGAGAUCCUAAAGGUUCGGGGCCCGCAGAUGGGGUCGGCAGUCAUCCUUCAAGGGAGAUAUGUCGAACAUCAAGCUCUCGCAGCCAUCGGUGGUGCCGAGCGUAUCACUAUGAUCACAUCUUUCCGUCCCCGAAACCCAUGCAUCAAGGAUGACUCAGUCUUGACUUCUAUCCGACCGAUCUCGGAGCAUUCAGAGCUCUACUACCAAUGGGCCAAGUAUAGGGUUGAGGUGGUGCAGGAACGGCUCCACGCAUUUCUGAAGACUCUUGAGGAAGACCAUGUAGGGGAGAAGCCAACAGAUGUACGGAAAAUCAAAGAGUUCCUGGCUCAGCAGCAAGACUACAUUGGUAUCACUGAUAAAGAGAUCGUGGAGACGCGAGGACCGCACCUACAUUGGGAGGGAAGUUGA
Molecule: messenger RNA, 1035 nt
Organism: Colletotrichum fioriniae
Lineage: Eukaryota; Fungi; Ascomycota; Sordariomycetes; Glomerellales; Glomerellaceae
Source: RefSeq, a predicted model, not a curated record